This is a messenger RNA of Cyclospora cayetanensis, 2829 nucleotides long. RefSeq lists its product as uncharacterized. Lineage: Eukaryota; Apicomplexa; Conoidasida; Eucoccidiorida; Eimeriidae. The transcript is spliced from 5 exons. The record is from RefSeq and is a predicted model, not a curated record. Gene Ontology annotation, molecular function: protein binding. The coding region runs from base 1 to 2829 and encodes 942 amino acids.
AUGAGAGGAGGAACUGCCAGUAGUGCCCUUUCGGAAUCUGAAUGCGUCGCACGCGGCGCCGAUGCUCCAGUACUCUUCCAAAACUUUUGCGACUACAAAACUGGUCCAAAACACCCAAGAGUGCUUUAUUUGUUUACGUCUCACAUAUGGAAUGUAGUUGCACGUGCGGAAGACUCGAGCUUGCCUCUGUCCAGCACCGAACCGUUCCCCCCUUCCUGGCCGUCUGCGCUCCUCGCGGCUGCAAGGUUCCCUCCCGACGAGUUUUCAGACGCGUCCCCCACGAUAGACCCAGUGUUACGCAAAGUGUGUCGGAAGGGCGGAAUUUCUGAGAAGUACACAACUUGGGGACGCUUUUUGGCGCGCGAGAACUCUGCCAGGGGCCGCAUGCUCGGCUGCACCAAACGAGGGGAUGUAUUUGGCGGGAGGCUGGAUGCAACUGGCGCCUGCGGAAAGGGGGAACCUGAGACACCGCGGAGCCGUGAAACUCGCGAAGGACUCUCUGUCGGUGGAAAUUUCCUUCGCGUCUCCCCUAACACAGCCCGCACUUCUUGCAGAGGCGUGGCGGUUCGACGGUCGGCUGGGGAGGGGUUGCAGGAGCCGGAGAGUUCGUCUUUCACAGAGUCUCGGUGGGCUUUGCGUCCAGAGCGGUGCUCCCUAGCCUUUCUCUCCUCUCCUCGCAAGCGCCUCCUGCGCCUCCUGCAGAAGCAGCUAGCUUCUCAGCUAGCUGCCGCCAGCGAGGGGAACGAUAUCGACCCUCGUCGGCGCCCCCCCCACGCCGCAACUCCCGAGAGCAUCCUCGCUCGCUGGCUCCUUGCAGAUCCGAAGCGGUUGCGGGACGUUGCUCAGCAGAGACACCCGUCUGCCUUAGGGAGCGCGAAGGAAAAGGCAUCUUUGACUCCUGAGCAGCCUGAGAAGGAGCUGCGAGAAGAGCAGCACGGCGCCCACGAGAGGGGGGGUCUCCUCGGAGCAGGUGCCUCUCCGCGUGUUUCGAAGCGCGGCGCCGGAAUUCUUUCGGAUGGAAUGCCGAAGCGGCGCCGCGUCUUGCAUGCGGACGCUGCCACGGGGGGAGAGCCGCUGCAGGAUCGACAGAGCCCUCGUAUCGAAGUCUGGCGACGUUGCGAGGAUCCGGGAUGGCGUGCGCGCGCAACUGCCGCUGCUGCUGCAUCAGCGGAGAGUGGCAGCUGGUGGGAGCCGUCGGAGGCUGCAGGGGAGCUCCCUGUGGUGCCGUCGUUGCUGCUGCCGCUGCUGCCUUCCAUCUACGCAUUGCAUGCGCAGCCCUGGCCUCCUCCCCCCGCGAAGCGGCGUCGCUUUGCGGCGCGCAGACGGAGGGGGCUGGGGUGUUUCGGUGUCUCCUCUGCGCGCGUGGAGGCGGCUUUCGAAGGCUUUACGUGCCCUUCUCCCCCCGCUGCACAGACGGCUCAGGCAGGCGGAGGAGGGGGGGGUGCUUUUGGGGGGGUGGCCUCAUGGGGGAGUGUUGCAGAUGCGGGUGCUGUGUCGGUGACGGAGGAAGAAACGACAGCCGCUCAGGCUUGCAAUCCAGACUCGAGGGAGGCUCGCACUGCCUGUGGGGGAUGCGUAACGGACUCCCCACCCCUGUGUUGUGGUGCUUCCGUUGUGACGGAAGUUUCGGGACGAACAGGAGACGCAGCAGCAGCCGCCGAAGAACGCGUGAGCGACACGUUCAUGUGCAACAACAGCCCCUCCUCAGGCGCUCUCCCGAUGGUAGAAACUCCCGAGGCACCGCCCCGUAGACGGAGGGGCAGACGUGGAAAUUCUGUCGCAGGAAACUGCGCGCCAGCUGCCACGACGGCUGCUCCGUGCGGGAGCGUCUCCGCCGUUCGCGACAUUGCGACGGCAGCAGCAGCUGCAGCAGCUGCUGCUGCAGCUGCAACUCUGGGAGGCGUCGAACAACAUCGCGAGCAGCACACUCCGCCGCCUUCGAGGGUCCGCAGGCUGUCGAGAGUCGUUGCGUGCACUGGCUUGAAAGACGCCGAGGCAGCAGGGGCGGCAGCGGAAGCCAAGCUUGCCGGCUUACUGCCAGCAGACUGCAAUUACAAGCGAGAAGCGGAGGCGCACCACAACCCCCGCAAGCCCGCCUCGACAGCUGUAGCAGCAGCGGGAGCGAACGUGAAGAGCAGCGUGGUCGGGUGUGCCUGCUCGACGGGGUGUCUGCCCCCCCCUGUGAGUGUCGCAGAGGCGGUUGCUGCAGUAAAAACGCCACCAACGGCUCAAGAAGGCUUCGCUAAAGAAACCCUCUCUAGCGAACCCCUCACCCCUCCGAAGGAGGCUGUCUCUUCACCAGAGGCACCCCUCUUCGCAGGAGCACUGCCCCCCUCCCCCCUCUCGCCUCCGCGUCAUCAUGUCGCCUUGGCUCGAAUAUCGCAAGGUUUGCUGGUAGGUCCCUCUUCCUUAGGCCGUGGUUCAGGGCUAGGCGUGUAUUGCUGCCGAGAUUUGCCUCGGUUAUCCGUGAUCUGUGAGUACAGUGGAGUGCUGAUCGACAGAGGCACUGCGCUCCUGCUGCGGCACAUGCGCUGUGCGUCGCACGUCAUCAAUGUGCAAAUGCAACACCUGUACCUCCUAGGCUUCCACACGCCCUUUCCUCUCUCGGGAGGAGGAGCCUUCGUUAAUGAUGGAAGAUGGCGCCCCGGUGGGGGGGAGGGCCCAGGGGUGUGCGUGCGGUUUAAGGUGAUGUUCGAUCGUUAUAGGGCAGCGCAGCGCGUUGUCAUAGUGGCUCUGAAGGAUAUUCGGAAGGGGACAGAGCUGCUCACCUCGUACGAUAACGAUUACUGGAGACUUCUGGCGCAGACGCAUCACAGAAGAUGCAAGUAA